Alternaria rosae is the source of this 510-nucleotide messenger RNA. RefSeq lists its product as uncharacterized. NCBI's taxonomy places the organism in Eukaryota, Fungi, Ascomycota, Dothideomycetes, Pleosporales, Pleosporaceae. The record is from RefSeq and is a predicted model, not a curated record. The transcript has a single exon. Bases 1 to 510 code for a protein of 169 amino acids.
AUGUCGCAACCCCAGCCAUCCGUAUGGCUCAUACUCCCAUGCAUGCUCCUCUCCCUCAUCAUCACCCGCUUCCUCACCAUACUCUUCACUUCGCACAAUGAGCGCGGCCUAAGCAUAGUCGCCAAAGCAGCGCUCAUAUUCGUCGCAACACUCGUUCUCACUACCACGGCUGCGACUUCUCUGCUUCAAUCUUCAUCUGAGGACCCACAGCCGACACUAUCGCACACCAGGAACGUUCUGCGCAAGAAACGUAAUGUCUCAUCCAUGCGCGAAGAGCGCAUUCAGGCAUGGCGCGUCAACACUGCGCCGACUCUUCAUUGGAGUUCUUCCUCGUCUGAUGAAGAUGUGAAGACAGUGAGGCCGAAGCUUGUUAAGGAGAAGAAUGAGAGGCGGAAUGAGAAGUCGCUGAGGAAGCGGUUGAUGACGAAGUUCAAACCGAAGAGGAAGGAGAUGCUUGGGGGUAGGAAAGAGACCAUUGAGGAGGUUGUGAGGGAAGAUCCUUGGGCUUAG